Sphenostylis stenocarpa is the source of this 549-nucleotide messenger RNA. NCBI's taxonomy places the organism in Eukaryota, Viridiplantae, Streptophyta, Magnoliopsida, Fabales, Fabaceae. The record is from the annotation of a GenBank genome assembly.
AUGGUUGGGGAAGGAAAGCCAAGGGCAGUGAUUGUUGGUGGUAGCAUAGCUGGGAUAUCAACUGCACAUGCUCUUACCUUAUCUGGAUGGAAUGUGAUUGUGCUUGAGAAAACCAAUGCACCUCCUACAAGAAGUUCAACUGGUGCAGGUCUUGGACUUGACCCUCUGUCUCAAAAGAAUCAUUCAAAUCAAGCAACUGAUAAUGAGAAGGUCAGUAGGACCUUGGCAAGAGAUGAGAGCUUCAACUUCAAAGCAGCACAUUGGGCUGAUCUUCAUGGCCUUCUGUACAAUGCGCUGCCAUCAACUGUAUUUUUAUGGGGUCACCUUUUUCUCUCUUUCCACAUUUCAGAUGAUAAGGGUUCUGUCAAAGCAAAGGCUAAGGUUCUAGAUACUGGGACGGUUAUAGAGAUAGUAGGGGAUUUUCUUGUUGCAGCAGAUGGUUGUUUCUCUUCCAUCCGCCAGAAAUAUCUUCAUGAUUCUAAACUCAGGUAUGUAACUCAGAAUGCUGCUGAUUUUAACUCGGUGUUUUUAAACCCUAAACCCUAUUAG